CUGAAUCACUGCCAACUAGUAUCAGUUGUGUGACAAGUGUUGUAUGAAACACUUGUUCCAAGUAGAGUUUUGGGCAGCGUGAAAAGAACUUAGAAUAUUUUUUAAAAAUAUAUAAAUCUGUUUGUCUUAAAUUCGUAUGUUUUUGAACCUGUGAAUUUAAAAUUAUUUUUAGUAUGUGAUUUAUUUACUAUUUUUGAAAGUGAAUUUUUGAUUUAGUGAAGUGAACUAUUUUUUAAAACAAAGUGUGCCUUAUUAAAAAAUUUUUGGUGAUAUUUAUUUAAAAUUAAGUCUCAAAAUGGUUACUGGAAUUGGAACAGUGAAUCAACCACAAUCCGCUGGUGUUAUAACAUCAACAUCAACAAUUGGAAAUCAAUCAGUGAUACAAGGAACACCAGCUGGAACAGUAGAAAGCAGUAUGCCGCCAAGACGAACUAAUGAUAAUCGAAGGAGUAACAAACCAAUCAUGGAAAAAAGAAGACGUGCAAGAAUUAAUAAUUGUUUGAACGAAUUGAAAACAUUAAUAUUAGACGCAAUGAAAAAAGACCCAGCCAGACAUUCCAAAUUAGAGAAAGCCGAUAUAUUAGAAAUGACUGUAAAACAUUUAGAAAAUUUACAACGUCAACAAGUAGCAAUGACCGCAGCAGCGGAUCCAUCUGUGAUUAAUAAAUUUCGUGCUGGUUUUAGUGAAUGUGCUAGUGAGGUUGGACGUUUCCCCGGUUUGGAACCAACAGUAAAAAGGCGUUUAUUACAACAUUUAGCGAAUUGUUUGCAAGUUGGUGUUGGAACAAUUCAAACAACAAAUAAUAAUAAUAAUAACACAACAAAUAAUAAUAAUAAUAUAAUAAUUAAUAAACAACAACAAUCUAUGGAGACAACAACACCAAUUUUAGCAACACAAGCUGUGACAACUCAACAGCAACCUACGACAAUAGCGCCCUCAGUCAUAACAACAGCACAGACAACAACCACACAAAGUGUACAAUUACAUAUUUUACCAACACAAAAUGAUCAAUUUAUACAUCAUAAUGGUAUCUUUUUUACAAAUGGUAAUGGAACAGGCGUACAACUUUUACCAACACGAUUACCAAAUGGUGAUAUUGCUCUAGUUCUUCCUACAAGUAUACAAACUACUACUGCCGCUGCUCCCACUAUGCAACAGCAACAACAACAACAACAGCAUCAUCAAACUGUUCCACAAAAACAGCAACAACCAACGCAAAACCAGCAACAACAGCAAAUUAUUUAUCAACGUACAACAUUAUCGCCUUCACAACAAAGUCAAAAUUGCCAUAGUAAUUCAACAUCACCUUUACCAAUGUUAAUACCAAUUCCAACACGUACUUCAUCCGCCUCAUCUGUGGCAUCUUCAUCGUCUGGCGUUAGUAGUAUGCCACCACAAACAAAUAGUAUUCCAUCACCUCAAUCCUCAAGUUCAUCCUCCCCCAACCAUUAUACAUCCCCAAAUAGCCCACAACAUUAUCAACAACAUCGUUACGAACCUAUGGAUACGACUCCAACAUCCCCACACCAUCAUCAAAGUGGUGUUAUUCAUCGUUAUUCACCACCAAUGUCCAAACCUUUAUCGCUGGUAAUUCGUAAAACUUCACAACCUGAAGAAGAAAAACCUUGGAGACCCUGGUGAACAAAUCAAUUUAUGAACAAUUAAUUUAGUGUUUGGGCUUCCGUGUGUACAUAGUAUUGUGUGUGCAAUUAGAUAUUAAAUCAAAUUAUUUUCUGUUCAAAAAGUUCCUAAAAAAUUUUUACUUAAAUAUGUGCAAAAAAAAAACUGUUCCAGAAAAUAUUUGAGUUUGUAAAUUUUUGUAAAUAAAAUAUGUUCAAACAGAUUAAAAAAAACAUUCUGCAAUUGUUAAACAGUGCCACCUUUUAAAAAAAUGAAUUUUUUU
Chrysoperla carnea is the source of this 1904-nucleotide messenger RNA. It is a transcript of the gene hry, whose product is annotated as protein hairy. Gene Ontology annotation, biological process: regulation of transcription by RNA polymerase II; regulation of neurogenesis; anterior/posterior pattern specification. The record is from RefSeq and is a predicted model, not a curated record. Gene Ontology annotation, molecular function: protein dimerization activity; DNA-binding transcription factor activity, RNA polymerase II-specific; RNA polymerase II cis-regulatory region sequence-specific DNA binding. The coding region runs from base 296 to 1642 and encodes 448 amino acids. NCBI's taxonomy places the organism in Eukaryota, Metazoa, Arthropoda, Insecta, Neuroptera, Chrysopidae. The transcript has 3 exons. Gene Ontology annotation, cellular component: nucleus.